Messenger RNA from Indicator indicator, 3815 nucleotides. RefSeq names its product F-box protein 38 (gene FBXO38). Gene Ontology annotation, cellular component: nucleus; cytoplasm. Gene Ontology annotation, biological process: protein K48-linked ubiquitination; SCF-dependent proteasomal ubiquitin-dependent protein catabolic process. Gene Ontology annotation, molecular function: protein binding. The record is from RefSeq and is a predicted model, not a curated record. Bases 5 to 3565 code for a protein of 1186 amino acids. The transcript has 21 exons. NCBI's taxonomy places the organism in Eukaryota, Metazoa, Chordata, Aves, Piciformes, Indicatoridae.
AAAUAUGGGUCCCCGGCGGAAAAACGUGAAACCAAGCUCAGUGAACAGGGAAAGCUCUGAGUCUACCAAAGCUGAUGAGCCAAAAGAUUACAUGAACCAACUCUCUCAUGAAGUGCUUUGCCACAUUUUUAGGUACCUUCCCUUGCAGGAUAUCAUGUGCAUGGAAUGCUUGUCCCGAAAGCUGAAGGAAGCGGUGACUCUUUAUCUGCGAGUAGUGAAGGUGGUGGAUCUCUGUGCAGGCCGGUGGUGGGAAUACAUGCCCACUGGUUUCACUGAUUCCAGCUUCCUAACACUGCUGAGGAAGAUGCCAGACAUUGAACAACUUUAUGGUCUUCAUCCCAGGUAUCUUGAAAGACGCAGAGUCCGUGGCCAUGAAGCUUUCAGCAUUCCUGGAGUUUUAGAGGCUUUGCAGGCCUGUCCAAAUCUGCUGGGUGUUGAGACCUCUCAUUUAGAACUGGUGGAAGCUAUUUGGACAUACAUGCCACAAGUUCACAUUUUAGGGAAGUUUCGUAACCGUAAUGGUGCUUUUCCAAUUCCUCCUGAAAACAAGCUGAAAAUUCCUAUAGGAGCUAAAAUCCAGACUUUGCACUUAGUAGGGGUGAAUGUCCCUGAGAUUCCUUGUAUCCCAAUGCUGAGGCACCUUUAUUUGAAGUGGGUGAGACUCACCAAACCACAGCCUUUUAAAGAUUUCCUUUGUAUCAGCUUACGCGCUUUUGUCAUGAGGAACUGUGCCGGACCUACAAAUUCUUUGAAGUAUGUUCCCCUAGUGACGGGCCUGGCUUCUGCUCGAAAUUUGGAGCAUUUAGAACUGGUUCGAGUUCCGUUUCUUGGAGGACUUAUCCAGCAUGUUGUAGAAGAUAGCUGGAGAUCAGGUGGUUUUAGGAAUUUGCACACUAUAGUUCUGGGAGCUUGCAAGAAUGCACUUGAAGUGGAUCUUGGCUACCUCAUCAUAACUGCUGCACGAAGGUUGCAUGAAGUGCGGAUCCAGCCUUCCUUGACCAAAGAUGGUGUUUUUUCUGCUUUGAAGAUGGCUGAACUGGAAUUUCCACAGUUUGAAACUCUUCAUCUAGGAUAUGUUGACGAGUUUUUACUACAGUGUAAAAUGACGAAUGGAGACUUGGUGAAGUAUGGCUUGGCAGAUGUGGUUGAAAAUCCAGGAAUUAUUACAGAUAUUGGUAUGAAAGCUGUAAAUGAAGUUUUUUCUUGCAUCAAGUAUCUGGUCAUUUACAACUGCCCACAUCUACAUAACCCAAAUAAUUGGAUCACAGAUCAUUCAAGGUGGACUCGCCUGGUUGACCUCACCCUGGUGCGAUGCCAUGCGAUAAAGCUAGAUUCUUUUAGUCAGUUCAUUGAGUUACUGCCAAGCUUAGAAUUUAUUUCUUUGGAUCAAAUGUUCCGUGAACCUCCUAAGGGGUGUGCUCGUGUGGGCCUAAGUGCAGGCACAGGGAUUGGUGUCUCCUCUGCUCUAGUCAGCAAUCAGAACUCUAACAAUGACAAUGACAACAACAAUAACCACCAGAAUAACAACAAUCCAAACAUCCACCAUAACAAUCACCAACAACCAAAUGACCAGAAUGAGGAGAAUGAGCUGCGGCAGGAUGGUCAAGCUGAAGAGCAGCAGAUUGCAGCUGAGGCACUGAAUGAGAUGGAGGAGGUAGCACAGGAAGACGGGAUGGCUGAUGGGCAGGGUCCAAAUGAGCUCCCGACUCAGAGCCAAGCUGUUGUUACUAUGGAGAUCGAUGAAGAGCAAGCAGGACCAAGUGGCAUUCAGCCUGUUGUGAAAGCAGCACCUAUUACUGUCCAUGAUUCAGACAGUGAGGAUGAGGAAGAAAACAUGGGGUCUUCAAGAGCUUGCAUCUCCAACAGCAUUGCACAGAAUUACUCAGAUGGAGAAGAGAAAACCAGAGAUCCAGUGGAAACAAGAGAACCUUCAGUGAGUGGUAAAGGCAAGACGCCCCUGAGGAAGAGAUGCAGUGCCAGCCAAGUGGGCCAGACAAAGCAGCUCCAUAGUGAGGAAAGCAGCUGUGAGAAAGGCUGUCAAGUAACAAGUGAGCAGAUUAAAGCAGACAUGAAAGCAGCAAGUGACAUGCCUGAAAGGAACAAAAGCAAAGAUUCUUACCCAGGUUGCAGUAAUGCUUCAGGAUCAACGGGAACAUCCAGCUCCUGCAAUGCUGUUUCUCCUAGCCCAGACUGUGCACAGACAGCUAAUAGCCACUCUGCGGGCACCAGUCCAGCAACUGGAGAUGAAUCCAGACAGUGUGUCUGCUUGCCUUGUAAAAGUGAAGGUUCCAGUGAGAGAGAGACUGAGGAGAGCUCUGUUUGUUCCAGGUGUUCCUGCUACAAGCCACAGGAUGCACAGCAGAGGACUAGUGGGUGUUGCGAUGGGGACUGCCCAUCCACGAGUGGAGCCUGCAGGAAUGGACCAAAUAGCACAGCGUCAGAUUUUGCACUUAGAACUCUGCCAGACUGUAGGCCUCCAGGAGAGACAAGUGAUGGGAGGACUAGUGGGAAUGCCUGUGGGCCAGCCAGUGAGGAGACCACAGGUUCACAGCGAAGGAGCUGUGAGAUGGAGGAUAAAGAAGAGUAUCCUCGCCGACCACUUACAAGAGCUAGAAGCAGGCUCUCCCGUGUCCCUCUGGUGUCAGAGUCAGAGGUGGCUAAGCCAAAGCCACGGCAAACCACAAAGCGGAAAAGGACAGCUGACAAGUCCACGAGUACAAGUGACCCAGUUAUUGAAGAUGAUCAUGUUCAAGUACUGACUUUGAAAUCCAAAAAUCUUGUUGGAAUCACCUUGACCAAUUGUGGAAUAACAGAUUUGGUACUAAAAGACUGCCCUAAAAUGAUGUUCAUACAUGCUACAAGGUGUCGUGUGUUGAAGCACUUAAAAGUAGAAAAUGCACCAGUUGUCAAUCGGUUUGACUAUGCCCAGUGCAAGAAGUUAAACAUGGAUCAGAUUCUGGAUCAGAUUCUCAGGAUGCCACCAGAAAGAAACCGAAUAAUUUAUCUUCGUCCAAUGCAGCAGGUGGACACCUUGACCCUUGAACAAAAGAUAUUUAGUGGCCCUUAUCCAUACCACAUUUGCAUCAUCCAUGAAUUCAGUAACCCACCUAAUGUCCGCAAUAAAGUGCGCGUUCGCAGCUGGAUGGACACCAUAGCAAAUAUCAACCAAGAGCUUAUUAAAUAUGAGUUCUUUCCUGAAGCUACACGAACUGAGGAAGACCUAAAGAAACACACCAAAUACCCUUGGGGACGAGAUAUUUACACUCUAGAAGGCAUUGUGGAUGGUGCCCCUUACUCCAUGAUUACUGACUUCCCAUGGUUGAGAUCACUGAGAACAGCAGAGCCAAACAGCUAUGCUAGAUAUGACUUUGAGGAUGAUGAGAGAACUACUAUUUAUGCACCCCGAAGGAAAGGACAGUUGUCUGCAGACAUCUGCAUGGAAACAAUAGGAGAAGAGAUCUCUGAGCUGCGCCAGAUGAAAAAAGGUGUAUUCCAACGUGUGGUGGCUAUCUUCAUCCAUUACUGUGAUGUCAAUGGGGAACCGGUAGAGGAUGAUUUCAUUUGAGUUGGAUAUUCUCCCUAAUCUGUCAUCUCUUCCUAAAUUCCGAUUGGCACUGCUGGCCAAGAAAGCAGGUGGAUUCUUUCUGAAUGCAAAGCAUUUUCUUAAAACACACACUUUGCAGUUGCUCUCACACAGUUUGGAUAAGAGUAUGUAGUAAAUGUAUAAUGAAAAGUAAAAAUUGUAUACUAAGAUUUGUAAAUAGAGGAAACAAAAGAAAAGCUUCCUAAUACUGAGACUUUAUUUCAUAUGUUUA